This is a messenger RNA of Aspergillus wentii DTO 134E9, 615 nucleotides long. Its product is annotated as Rpp14/Pop5 family protein. The coding region runs from base 1 to 615 and encodes 204 amino acids. The record is from RefSeq and is a predicted model, not a curated record. Gene Ontology annotation, cellular component: ribonuclease P complex. Gene Ontology annotation, biological process: tRNA 5'-leader removal. Lineage: Eukaryota; Fungi; Ascomycota; Eurotiomycetes; Eurotiales; Aspergillaceae. The transcript is spliced from 2 exons.
AUGGUCCGCUUAAAACACCGCUAUCUCCUCCUCGACAUCCUCUACCCAGACUGCUCCUCCUGGCCCUCUUCUACGACCAAAAACCCCGCCGCGGGAUCAUCCCAACUUCGCAUUCACGCACCCACAUCAGAUGCCUUGACGCCGAGUUUACUCGCCAAGAUGGUUCGAGAGCAAGUAGGGGAGAUAUUUGGGGAUUGGGGAUUAGGGAGACUAGGCGGUGCUGGUGCGGGGGGUGUUAGUGUGAAAUAUUUAUCGCCUGCUACAUCAACGGCUAUAAUACGGUGUCCGCGCGCAUCGUUCAGACUCGUUUGGACUGCAUUAACGUAUAUGUCGAGUGUGCCGGAUAUGAAUGGUAAAAACGAUGGUGGGAAACGGCCGGGGCAGCGCCCUUGUGUGUUUCGUGUUAUUAGGGUCUCUGGGACGAUUCGCAAGGCGGAGGAAGAGGCGAUUCGGAGAGCUAGGAAGGAGAUUGUGAGGGCUAAGGGUGCGCAGGAGGUGGGUGUUCUUGAGGGGUUGGUGGGGGGUUUUCAGGAUGGAGAUGAUGAUAAGGGUCCGACUAUUGCCUCAGAAGGGGUUAUGGAUGAAGAUUUGGAGAUGGAUAGUGAUGAUGAUUGA